AUGUCGUUUAACGUUGCAGGUUCUAACCUUCUGACGGUCGAGAAAGUGAGAGGAUUUAAUGACGAAGAACUUAAUGGCUUUUUGAAAAGGAGGUUAAACAAUAUUGAUAAUGAGAUAGACGCGUUAGCAGCUGAAAAAGUCGAUGGCGCAGGACAAGAAUUAAAGAGACGAUUUGAUGAAAUUAGUUUCAAAAUGGACGGGAUGAAUCGUGAAUUGAAGAGGGAACUGAAGAGGAUACAUUUUGCUGCGGAUGCAUGGUACAGUGCUAUAG
Molecule: messenger RNA, 271 nt
Organism: Acaulospora colombiana
Lineage: Eukaryota; Fungi; Glomeromycota; Glomeromycetes; Diversisporales; Acaulosporaceae
Source: the annotation of a GenBank genome assembly